AAUCGACCAGAAUUUCUCAGGAAGGAAAGCUGCCCCCAAAAAGAUUGCCUGGCUAUAGCAACUUGGUGUCUGUCACUGGCGUCGGCUCUCACCCUUGGAGGCCAUGUUGGAGGAGGCCAAAGUGUGGCCGAUUAACACUUCUCUCAGGUUUCAGUCGGUGGAGAUGCAGUAGACUGAUUGUGAGGGACAAAGGCAAGACUGCAGAAAUCGAAGGGAAUGUUUUGAAGACGGCCCCCGAAGGAAGGCAAAGCCCAUCAAUAUCAGAAAGCCAGACAUCAUGGAUCAUGGAGUCACCCUUCUCAAGAUCAGCCUGAGACCUUCAAUAAGGUAAGCGGCACUGACGUUUACCUUUUAGCCGUUUCGUGCGGUCUGUGGUGGCAGCGCAAGAGAAAUCGAGGGAGGCGAAUCGUCACGGAAAGGUGUGAAGGGCGAGGAACACACAAUGGCGGCUGCCGGAACAACAGGGAACACCACGCCUCAUCAAGCCUCGCCAGUGCCACAGAAAUGACGUGUCUAACUACAUCAGCGAGUAGCCCUGUAAUCUUCGUAGCAUGCGGCUUGGCGAGUCUGCUGCUUCUGUUGCCCAGCGCCACAGAAGGCAUUGUCAAGCCACCGCCGCCUCCUUCGCAUAACAGUGGCGGACAGGGGGCUCAGCAGCAACAGCCUCCGCAGCAGGCGGCGGCGGCGGCCGGUGGGGCGGCGCCCAAGAGUUUCUGGUACGACUUCACGUCGCCGUUCACCGAGUCGUACGACGACCAGGAGGCGGCCGAGGCCAACACCGAGGAGUCCCCGGGCGCCGACGAGGUCACCACCGAGCCGCUGCCCUUCUUCGAGGACGUCGACGCCGGCGCCAGCAACGUCACCGCGCAGCUCGGCUCCACCGCCACUCUGCACUGCCGCGUCAACGAUCUCCGCGACAAAACGGUUUCUUGGGUGAGACGUCACGGUGAGGAGCUGCGCUUGAUCACCUUCGGUCUGCACACGUACAUCAGCGACAGCAGGUUCGCGCUGAUGUUCGAGGCGCCCAACAACUGGCGCCUGCAAAUCCGGUACGCCACCGCCAGGGACCAGGGCCACUACGAGUGCCAGGUCUCCUCCCACCCCCCUCGUGUUCUGCAAGUUCUUCUGACUGUCGUAGCUCCACGAGUGGAGAUCGUAGAUGAGCGCGGUGUACCAAUUGUCGAUAAAUUCUACAAAACGGGCAGCACGAUCGAGCUCAAGUGUGUUAUCAGUCAAGUCCCGCAUCCAUCCACUUACGUCACUUGGAAGCACGGCCAGCGAAUGCUCAAUUACGACACCUCUCGAGGCGGAAUAAGCGUCAAGACGGACAUUCUCAGCUCGGGAGCCACCAGUUUUUUGUACAUCGCCAACGCCAACCAGCACGACUCUGGCAACUACACGUGUGCCCUCACCGACGUGGCAGAAGCAACGAUUUCCGUUCAUGUGCUCAAUGGCGAGAGUCCGGCGGCGAUGCAGCACAGCGGCGGCGGACUGCUGCUCACAGCGACGUGGCCGUUGUGGCCGCUGGGUCUGGUGACCGCGGCCGCCGCGCAACUCGUCCUAUGCGAGCACCGCUGGCACCGGUGAUAAGCAGUGUGGUGUGGGAAGAAAGUGGGACGUGCGACGCGGCGAUAAGGACACGCAGAGACUAAUCAUCUCUCGGCGAGGGGUGUGAGUGAAAUCGAGAAGGAAAAGGCAAGGCCGCCUGUCCGAGUGGAAAAAAGGCGAUUCCGAGGAAAAGAUGAAAAAAAAACGUCGCGCACUUGUUGGUGUUUCUGUUGUUAAAUACGAAUACGACGGACAAGCAUUAUCGGAAUUUAAUGUGAGACGAAAAAAAUAUCGUUUUUAUCUCCGGGACAAGAAGUGAGUGGUUGGUUCAGGUGAGGCAGAGACUCGCUUUCGCCAUCUCUACAAAAACUAAUUCUUGCUUUGGUACACUUGGAUGUUUUCUCUGGAAAUCUCAUUCCGAAAGUUUCAAAACAUCAAAUUAAGGCGAAUUCAUUUGCAGAAGUUUGUUUUGAUUUUUCAAUGUGUCUUGUUAAUUCUGUUUUUCAACGAGAAUUCUCUCUGCUAAUUAAUCCAGUUCAAAAAUUUGUGCAAAAUGUUAACGACGUCUUUUCCGGAAAGAAAAGUUUUCUAAUUAAUUAGCAUUGUUCUGCAACUUCCUUUUGUCGGUUCGCGAGAAAAGUUUCGCUAUUCAGGUAGCUCGGCUAAUUAUCUUGACCGAAAUCAGACACCGCCGAAAACUUUUCUCCUUUUUUGGUUUCGCCGCAAAACCCAUCACGAUUCGCCACCGUAUACUAUGUAAUUCUAUUCGUAAAUUAUUGUAUACAUGUCUCGUACGUGGAUUGAUGUGUUAAAAAAGAAAUUGAGAGAUAGAAUAUGAAAGUGAAAAAAAACGUUGAGAGAAAAUGAAAUUCCCGGCCACCGCCAAGUUAAUUAGCCCGUCUGUCAAUCUUUUGACGUGGAGUGUUAAUUUUUCAGCGCGUUUUUUAACUCUCUCCACAUCAAACGAUCCGCAGACUGUUCAAAUGGAGCUCCUAGGAUUUCCCCCGCGACGCUCGGUUUAACUUCAGCGCGGCGGCUUUUUGCUCAUCCCGAUUCGCCUUGAUCAUGCAUAAUAAAUUCUAUCUCUCAGUGGGCGACUGUUCUGUAAAUGGCAAUUAAUAAAUAAAAAAGAUUCACGAGAGAAAGAC
Molecule: messenger RNA, 2696 nt
Organism: Neocloeon triangulifer
Lineage: Eukaryota; Metazoa; Arthropoda; Insecta; Ephemeroptera; Baetidae
Product: neurotrimin-like
Exons: 10
Coding region: 505-1587 (360 amino acids)
Biological process (GO): synapse organization
Cellular component (GO): neuron projection membrane
Source: RefSeq, a predicted model, not a curated record